AUGUCUCCAUUCAUUCAAAGUUUGUUCUGCCUAGCAACAGCGGUGUCCUACACCCGGGCUGCUGUACUUUCUUCCAGCAAAAUUGCAACAGUGUCAGUCAACGCAAAUGUCAAGUUUCAAGAGCUUGAUGGGUUCGGCGUAUCGCAAGCCUUCCAACGUGCCGGAGACAUCUACGGCAAGGAAGGUCUCUCUAGCAAGAAUACCGAACAUGUGCUGGAUCUUCUUUUUAGUGUCGACAAGGGCGCUGGGUUUGCAAUUCUGCGCAAUGGCAUCGGUUCCAGUAACAGUUCAACAAGCAACUUCAUGAACUCCAUCGAACCCUUCACACCCGGAUUACCGAACGCACGUCCGCACUAUGUUUGGGACCGCAAUGACAGUAGCCAGUUUCCGCUAGCCCAAGAAGCAUAUGACCGGGGUCUUGUCAGUCUUUACGGCAACGCGUGGUCUGCACCUGGAUAUAUGAAAACGAACGGAGACGAAAACAAUGGCGGAUACUUGUGUGGAGUGACCAAUACUUCUUGUGCAUCAGGAAACUGGAUGCAGGCAUACGCAGACUACCUAGUCCAGUGGGCACGCUUUUACAAGCAGUCUGGCAUCAAGGUGACCAACAUCGGUUUCUUGAAUGAGCCUGGAUUUGCCGCGUCGUAUGCUGGCAUGCUAUCCGAUGGGACGCAGGCUGCAGAAUUUAUUCGUGUUCUUGCCAAGACAAUUAAAACUUCUGGUAUGGAUCUCGCCAUCAAUUGCUGUGAUGAUAUGGGAUGGGAAGGCCAAGAAAAUAUGAUGGCAGCGCUUCAGGCGGGUCCUGAUCCCGCAGAGGCAUAUUUGAGUGUUAUCACAGGCCAUGGAUACGAGUCGGUCCCAGAUUUUCCCCUCUCAACAAAGAAGAAGACUUGGGUGACGGAAUGGGCUGAUUUGUCGGGCGGUUUUACCCCUUAUACGUUCUUUAAGAACGGUACAUCCGGAGAGGGCAUGACAUGGGCGCGCAAUAUUCAAGUUGCGCUUGUGGAUGCAAAUGUUAGCGGUUUUCUUUACUGGAUUGGGGCUGAGAGUUCAACUACAGACAGUGGUCUCAUCAAUCUGAUCGGAGACGAGGUCAUUCCCAGCAAGCGUUUCUGGGCUUUCGCGCAGUUCAGUCGCUUUGCUCGACCAGGAGCACACCGUGUAGAGGCUACAAGCUCUGCUCCUUUACUCUAUGUUAGCUCAUUCCUUAAUCGUGAUGGCAGUCUUGCCACUCAGGUUAUCAAUAACGGAACUGAAGCGUAUUAUGUUAGCCUGAAGGUCGACACGUCGGGGCGGAUUCACAAAGUUCAGCCAUGGGUGACGGACAAUGAGCAUGACUUAACGGCAUUAAAGCCUAUUGAUAUCGCUAAGGAUGGUACUUUCAAGUCUAUUGUUCCUGAGCAUUCUAUGAUGACGUUCGUGUCUUCUUGA
Penicillium vulpinum is the source of this 1431-nucleotide messenger RNA. RefSeq lists its product as uncharacterized. Gene Ontology annotation, molecular function: glucosylceramidase activity. The record is from RefSeq and is a predicted model, not a curated record. The transcript has a single exon. Bases 1 to 1431 code for a protein of 476 amino acids. Lineage: Eukaryota; Fungi; Ascomycota; Eurotiomycetes; Eurotiales; Aspergillaceae. Gene Ontology annotation, biological process: sphingolipid metabolic process.